Messenger RNA from Lactuca virosa, 1753 nucleotides. NCBI's taxonomy places the organism in Eukaryota, Viridiplantae, Streptophyta, Magnoliopsida, Asterales, Asteraceae. The record is from the annotation of a GenBank genome assembly.
CAUACCCUAGUUUUUUUUAUUCUAGAUCCUCUAUCCUCUGUUUGCGUAUGGGGGAAUCAGACAAACUAUAACAAUAAGUAGGCAUGGGGAUGGAACACCCAAGAAUGGUAAUUGGGAAGCGUAGUAUAAUGGCUAAUGGGUUGAUUGCAUUGAUGAUGAUGACUUGACGACAACCCCUUUUUCCUUCUGUAUCUAUAUAUAGAUACCAGACAUCCAAUUACAAAUGGCAUCCUCGGCGUCCUUGCUUCAUUACACAACACCUCCCGUAAUUAAUCUUCGAAGAAGCGCUAAAUUAGGUUCAUCGCCCUCCAAUUCGAAUCCGAAUUCGCCGUCUUCUUCUUCAUCUACGUGUUCCUCGUCCUCGUCUUCGUCUUGGCCGUGUUGCCAGGGAUUUUCGUGGACUUUCUCCAACUGUUUCGGCAUAAAACAUCUAAGCUUUAGAGCUCAAGCUAUGAGCACAACCCAAGGGAACUUUACAUCUCCAAGGUCUGCAAAUUCUGUCAAAGAAGAACCUGAUCAUCUUCUUGUCCUUGUUCAUGGAAUCUAUGCAAGCCCAAGUGACUGGAGAUAUGUAGAAGCAGAGUUAAAAAGACGUUUGGGAAGACACUUUUUGAUAUAUGCAAGUUCAGCUAACACUUACUCUAAAACCUUUGCUGGAAUUGAUGGAGCAGGAAAACGGUUAGCAGAUGAAGUGAAGCAAAUAGUGAAAAGUACAGAUAGCCUAAAGAGGAUAUCAUUUUUAGCCCAUUCACUUGGUGGUUUGAUUGCAAGAUACGCAGUUGCAGCUCUUUAUACUUGUAGUAAUAAUAAUAAUAAUAAAAAUAAUAAUAAUAAUACCUCCUCAUAUGAAAGACCAAAUGGAACGAUUGCUGGAUUGGAGGCAAUUAAUUUUAUAACCCUAGCAACACCACAUCUUGGAGUCAGAGGGAACAAACAGCUUCCAUUUCUACUGGGUGUUCCGAUAUUGGAGAGAAUAGCUGCUCCAAUGGCUCCUAUAUUUGUUGGAAGAACUGGUAGUCAGUUGUUUCUUACAGAUGGUAGACCUGAUAAACCACCUCUACUUUUGAGAAUGACAACCGAUUGUGAUGAGGGGAAGUAUAUGUCUGCCCUUGGUGCCUUUAGACACCGAAUUUUGUACGCCAAUGCCUCAUAUGAUCAUAUGGUUGGUCGACGCACAUCCUCAAUCAGAAGAGAAUCUGAACUUGUGAAGCCUCCUUUGCAAUUUUUGGAUGGGUAUAAACAUGUUGUGGAUGUGGAGUAUUGCCCUCCUGUUUUAUCUACAGGAGCUAGUUUUCCUCCCGAAGCUGCAAGAGCAAAAGAAGCAGCUCAAAAUGUACCAAAUCCCCAAAAUACCCUCGAAUAUCACGAAAUCUUGGAAGAGGAAAUGAUUUGUGGAUUACAACAGCUCGGAUGGAAAAAAGUUGAUGUUAGCUUCCACUCUUCGUUUUGGCCUUUCUUUGCUCAUAACAACAUCCAUGUGAAAGAUGAGUGGUUUCAUAAAGCAGGAGCUGGAGUAGUUUCUCAUGUUGCUGACACCAUUAACCAACAAGAAAAGCAACACCAAUCUUCCUCUUUCAUCUCUGCAAGUUUGUAGAAAAACAAAUUUCAAAUAAUACUCUUGUUUGGACCAUUUUGCCCAUGGUAUAUGUGUAUACGCAAAUACAUAUCCUUCCGGAUAUGCUGUCAAAUUAAAAUAUAAUAACAUUUUUUUUGUAUAUGUAGAGCUGUUAUUGUUUAGAAGAUGAAUUUUAGC